AUGGAUUUUUCAAAUAAUAACCUUUUUAUUUAUACUUUAGAAGUAUUAUUAAUUGUUUUCUUUAUUGUAUUAUUAGUAAAAUACAAUAUAAUAAAAAAAAAAUUAAAACAACUAAAUAGCAAUAAUAAUAAUAAAAAUAAUAAUAAUAAUAAUAAAAUUAAUAAUAAUAAAAAAAAUAAUAAUCAUUAUCUACUAAUAGUAUUAGUAGAAUAUUUAUUUUUAAUAGUUAAAUUUUUAAUAGUUUUUAUUUUAUUUUAUUCUGUAUAUUUUACAUUUAAUAUAGUAUUAAAUGAUGUAGAUAUUAAAUAUAACCAUCUCUCUUCAGAAGAGAAAUGUAAAGCAUGGGAGCUCUGUAUGGAUAGAGAUCCUCCAAAAUCACUAAAAUUUAAAAUUUUAGCAGAAGUUUUGGAAAGCUCCAUUUCAAGUUUGUCAUAUAAAGCUAUGGCAUUUUUAUUUUUUAUUAUUUGGAUGAUGGUUUGGAUUCCUUGCAAAAUUUUUGAUAACUUUAGAAGUUAUUUAAAUUCAAAUCUUCACCACCAAAUUGAACCACAACCUAAGGCAAUCUUUGUCAAUUUAAUUAUAAGAUCAUUAAUUUACAUCCUCACCGGCAUUCAUCUUGGUCCUCAUCAGCAGCAGCAUUCAUCAGCAGUAUUCGUCUUGGUCCUCGGCAUUAUCAUCAUCAUCAGCAUCCUCACCGGCAUUCGUCUUGGUCAUCAGCAUUAUCAUCAUCAUCAUCAUGAGCAUCCUCACCGGCAUUCAUCUUGGUCCUCAGCAUUAUCAUUAUCAUCAUUCAUCUUGGUCCUCAGCAUUAUCAUCAUCAUCAUUAGCAUCCUCACCGGCAUUCAUCUUGGUCCUCAUCAUCAUUCAUCUUGGUCCUCAGCAUUAUCAUCAUCAUCAGCAUUCAUUUUGGUCCUCAUCAUCAUCACCACCAUCAUCAGCAUUCAUUACCAUCAGCAUUCCUCAUCAUCAGCAUCAGCUUUCAUAAGCAACAGCAUCAUCAACCCUAAAGCUUUAGAAAAGAACUUUUAG
Messenger RNA from Dictyostelium purpureum, 1029 nucleotides. RefSeq lists its product as uncharacterized. Gene Ontology annotation, biological process: lipid homeostasis; nuclear envelope organization. The transcript has 5 exons. The coding region runs from base 1 to 1029 and encodes 342 amino acids. The record is from RefSeq and is a predicted model, not a curated record. NCBI's taxonomy places the organism in Eukaryota, Evosea, Eumycetozoa, Dictyosteliales, Dictyosteliaceae. Gene Ontology annotation, cellular component: nuclear envelope; nuclear membrane.